AGGCUGGGCUCGGGCCAGUGCGCGUGCGCGGCUGGAGGCGCUGCGCGCAAGCGUGCCGGUGAUUUGGCCCUGGACGGACGCCGUAGCCAAGAGGUUGGGCGGAUGUUGUGAGCCGGGUCGCGGCGGCCGAGGCUCGGGCCUCCAGGACCACUGGCUGCCCAUGAGAGAUGAAGGAUGGCAUCCAAGGGGGCCGGCAUGUCUUUCUCCCGCAAGAGCUAUAGGCUGACCUCUGAUGCUGAGAAAUCCAGGGUCACAGGUAUUGUGCAGGAGAAGCUGCUGAAUGACUACCUGAAUCGCAUCUUUUCCUCUUCUGACCAUGCACCCCCAGCAGCCACCAGCAGGAAACCCCUGAACUUCCAGAACCUGCCAGAACAUUUGGACCAGUUGCUACAGGUGGACAAUGAAGAGGAGGAAAGCCAGGGACAGGUUGAAGGGCGGCUUGGCCCAUCCACUGUGGUCCUGGACCACACAGGUGGCUUUGAGGGGCUUCUCCUGGUGGAUGAUGACCUGCUGGGGGUGAUUGGACACAGCAACUUUGGCACCAUCCGCUCUACCACAUGCGUGUACAAAGGGAAAUGGGUCUACGAGGUCCUCAUCUCCUCCCAGGGGCUCAUGCAGAUCGGCUGGUGCACCAUCAGCUGCCGCUUCAACCAGGAGGAGGGGGUUGGAGAUACACACAACUCCUAUGCCUAUGAUGGCAACCGCGUGCGCAAGUGGAACGUGACCACGACGAAUUAUGGCAAGGCGUGGGCAGCGGGGGACAUCGUGAGCUGCCUGAUCGACCUGGAUGAUGGCACUCUGUCCUUCUGCCUGAAUGGCGUAUCACUGGGCACUGCCUUUGAGAACCUGUCCAGGGGCCUGGGCAUGGCCUACUUCCCAGCCAUCAGCCUCUCUUUCAAGGAGUCCGUGGCCUUCAACUUUGGCAGCCGUCCUCUGCGCUACCCAGUGGCGGGCUACCGGCCCCUGCAGGACCCACCGAGCGCUGACCUGCUGCGGGCACAGAGGUUGCUGGGCUGCUUCCGGGCAGUGCUGAGUGUGGAGCUGGAUCCUGUGGAGGGACGGCUGUUGGACAAGGAGAGCUCCAAGUGGCGGUUGCGGGGCCAGCCCACCGUCCUCCUCACACUGGCCCACAUCUUCCAUCGCUUCGCACCGCUCCUGGGGUGCCUUGUACAGAGUGGAAAGCUGCUGCCUCACCAGUGCCUGGCCUUGGUGCAGCGCAAGGUGUACCUGGUGGAGGCUGUGCUCAUGAGCUUCCUGCUGGGCCUCGUGGAGAAGGGCACGCCCGCACAGGCACAGUCCGUGGUGCGCCAGGUCCUGGACCUCUUGUGGCUCUUCAUGGAGGACUACGAGGUACAAGAUUGCCUCAAGCAGUUGAUGAUGUCCCUGCUUCGGCUGUACCGGUUCUCGCCCAUCGUCCCAGACCUGGGCCUACAGAUCCAUUACCUGCGGCUCACUAUCGCCAUCCUGAGGCAUGAGAAGUCCCGCAAGUUUCUGCUUAGCAAUGUUCUCUUCGACGUGCUCCGCUCCGUCGUCUUCUUUUACAUCAAGAGCCCCCUGCGUGUGGAGGAGGCCGGCCUACAGGAGCUCAUUCCCACCACCUGGUGGCCCCACCGCUCCAGUAGGGAGGGCAAAGAGAGCACGGAGAUGAAGGAGGAGACUGCAGAGGAGCGGCUGCGGCGGCGAGCCUACGAACGGGGCUGCCAGCGGCUCAGGAAACGCAUUGAAGUGGUGGAAGAACUACAGGUCCAAAUCCUGAAGCUGCUGCUGGACAAUAAAGAUGACAAUGGGGGCGAAGCUUCUAGAUACAUCUUCCUGACCAAGUUUCGCAAGUUUCUGCAGGAGAACGCCAGUGGCCGGGGGAACAUGCCCAUGCUCUGCCCCCCUGAGUAUAUGGUCUGCUUCUUACACCGGUUGAUCUCUGCCCUGCGCUACUAUUGGGAUGAAUACAAGGCUUCCAAUCCCCAUGCUUCCUUCAGUGAGGAGGCCUACAUCCCUCCCCAGGUCUUCUAUAAUGGCAAGGUGGACUACUUUGACCUGCAGCGUCUGGGGGGCCUCCUCUCGCACCUGCGGAAGACCCUCAAAGAUGACCUUGCUUCCAAAGCCAACAUUGUGAUUGACCCACUGGAGCUCCAGUCAACUACCAUGGAUGACCUAGACGAGGAUGAGGAGCCUGCCCCAGCUAUGGCCCAGGUGCCACAGUGGCUGCAGCGCCCCAUGCAGGCCCUGGCUGUUGGGGGGCCACUGCCCCUGCCCCGGCCCAGCUGGCUCAGUUCUCCAACUUUGGGCCGAGCCAACCGCUUCCUCAGCACAGCGGCUGUGAGCCUCAUGACCCCACGGCGGCCUCUGAGCACCUCGGAGAAAGUGAAGGUCCGCACACUGAGCGUGGAGCAGAGGACCCGUGAGGACAUUGAAGGCAGCCACUGGAACGAGGGCUUGCUGCUGGGGCGGCCCCCCGAGGAGCCUGAGCAGCCCCUCACCGAGAACUCGCUGCUGGAAGUCCUAGAUGGGGCAGUCAUGAUGUACAACCUCAGCGUACACCAGCAGCUGGGCAAGAUGGUGGGUGUCUCCGAUGAUGUCAAUGAAUACGCUAUGGCUCUGAGGGACACAGAGGACAAGCUCCGCCGGUGCCCCAAGCAGAGAAAGGACAUCCUUGCAGAGUUGACGAAGAGCCAGAAGGUUUUCUCAGAAAAGCUGGACCACCUGAGCCGUCGUCUUGCCUGGGUCCACGCCACUGUCUACUCCCAGGAGAAGAUGCUGGACAUCUACUGGCUGCUGCGCGUCUGCCUGCAGACCAUUGAGCACGGUGAUCGCACAGGGUCUCUCUUUGCCUUCAUGCCCGAGUUCUACCUGAGCGUGGCCAUCAACAGCUACAGUGCUCUCAAGAAUUACUUUGGUCCCGUGCACAGCAUGGAGGAGCUCCCAGGCUAUGAAGAGACUCUGACCCGCCUGGCUGCCAUUCUCGCCAAACACUUUGCCGACACACGCAUUGUGGGCACUGACAUCCGAGACUCACUGAUGCAGGCCCUGGCCAGCUACGUGUGCUACCCACACUCCCUGCGGGCUGUGGAGCGAAUCCCUGAGGAGCAGCGUAUCGCCAUGGUGAGGAACCUCCUGGCACCCUAUGAGCAGCGGCCCUGGGCCCAGACCAACUGGAUCCUGGUGCGGCUCUGGAGGGGCUGUGGCUUCGGGUACCGCUAUACACGGCUGCCACAUCUGCUGAAAACCAAACUUGAGGAUGCCAAUUUGCCCAGCCUCCAGAAGCCCUGCCCCUCCACCCUGCUGCAGCAGCACAUGGCAGACCUCCUGCAGCAGGGUCCUGAUGUGGCGCCCAGCUUCCUCAACAGCGUCCUCAAUCAGCUCAACUGGGCCUUCUCUGAAUUCAUUGGCAUGAUCCAGGAGAUCCAGCAGGCUGCUGAGCGCCUGGAGCGGAACUUUGUGGACAGCCGGCAGCUCAAGGUAUGUGCCACCUGCUUUGACCUCUCAGUCAGCCUGCUGCGUGUCUUGGAGAUGACUAUCACACUGGUGCCUGAGAUAUUCCUUGACUGGACCCGGCCUACCUCCGAGAUGCUGCUGCGGCGUCUUGCACAGCUGCUAAACCAGGUGCUGAACCGAGUGACAGCUGAGAGAAACCUGUUUGAUCGUGUGGUCACCCUACGGCUGCCUGGCCUAGAGAGCGUGGACCACUACCCCAUUCUGGUGGCAGUGACGGGCAUCCUGGUGCAGCUCCUGGUGCGUGGCCCAGCCUCAGAGAGAGAGCGAGCCACAUCAGUACUCCUGGCAGAUCCCUGCUUCCAGCUACGCUCAAUAUGCUAUCUCCUGGGACAGCCAGAGCCCCCAGCACCUGGCACUGCCCUGCCAGCCCCUGACCGGAAGCGCUUCUCCCUGCAGAGCUAUGCGGAUUAUAUCAGUGCUGAUGAGCUGGCCCAAGUGGAACAGAUGCUGGCGCACCUGACCUCUGCAUCUGCCCAGGCAGCAGCUGCCUCUCUGCCCACCAGUGAGGAGGACCUCUGCCCCAUCUGCUAUGCCCACCCCAUCUCUGCUGUGUUCCAGCCCUGUGGCCACAAGUCAUGCAAAGCCUGCAUCAACCAGCACCUGAUGAACAACAAGGACUGCUUCUUCUGCAAAGCCACCAUCGUGUCUGUAGAGGACUGGGAGAAGGGAGCCAAUACGAGUACUACCUCCUCAGCUGCCUAGCCCUCACAGCCUGUGCCAUCCUGGAACCUCCACCCUUGAACCCAGAGCCAGGCUGGGCCCUAUUUAUGAGCUCCCUUUGCCCUUCUCCUGUAUCUGUGCCCCCCCACCCCGCCGCCACCACCACCACCACCACCACCACCACAUCCAACCUCCUUGCCUGCCUGUAUCCUCAUUGGUGGGAGCCCAGCCAUGGCCCUAAUUGUGCCUGAGCUUGACUUUCAGUCAGGGCCACAGUCAGCAUUAAAUUAUUAUUCCAUACA
This is a messenger RNA of Piliocolobus tephrosceles (Ugandan red Colobus), 4454 nucleotides long. It is a transcript of the gene RNF123, whose product is annotated as ring finger protein 123. The record is from RefSeq and is a predicted model, not a curated record. The coding region runs from base 175 to 4194 and encodes 1339 amino acids. Gene Ontology annotation, cellular component: cytoplasm. NCBI's taxonomy places the organism in Eukaryota, Metazoa, Chordata, Mammalia, Primates, Cercopithecidae. The transcript has 39 exons. Gene Ontology annotation, molecular function: ubiquitin-protein transferase activity; protein binding.